AUGCAUGCUACACGAGUUUUACUUGGGCGCUCCGUGUGGAAGGGCCCGAACAUCGUACCCCUCCCUCUCCCCCGCACACUCCCCCCUCCGCCAGGCACACCCCCGAUCAGAACGCAGAAGCGUGCGGCAACAAUCCUCCCGAACUUCGUCGGUCUGCGAUUCUCCGUGCACAAUGGAAAGACGUACCAAGAUAUUCUGAUCACCGAGGAGAUGGUCGGGAAUAAGCUGGGAGAAUAUGUUCCGACUCGAAAGAGGUUCACGUACAAGAUGUCGAAGAACAAAUAA
Aspergillus calidoustus is the source of this 285-nucleotide messenger RNA. The record is from the annotation of a GenBank genome assembly. Lineage: Eukaryota; Fungi; Ascomycota; Eurotiomycetes; Eurotiales; Aspergillaceae.